Abrus precatorius (Indian licorice) is the source of this 1844-nucleotide messenger RNA. Its product is annotated as zinc finger protein SHOOT GRAVITROPISM 5-like. The transcript is spliced from 4 exons. The record is from RefSeq and is a predicted model, not a curated record. Gene Ontology annotation, molecular function: DNA-binding transcription factor activity. Gene Ontology annotation, cellular component: nucleus. The coding region runs from base 386 to 1651 and encodes 421 amino acids. NCBI's taxonomy places the organism in Eukaryota, Viridiplantae, Streptophyta, Magnoliopsida, Fabales, Fabaceae.
GUGUGCGCAGGGGCAGAGGAAAUAAGAAGGUAGUGCGUGAGAUUAUGAGAGUGACAAAAAUAGGAAGCUUACGUGUGUAUUUGGGGGCUUGGCCUGUAUUUUUGCAUGCAAAGCAAAAUUUUACUGUGUUAUGAAAUUAUGAGAGGGUUUUGUUUCUUUGUGGGGAUGUUUUUCUUCUGGAGCCCAUUGUGGGAUCAAGUUUCGAGCUUUGUGAUUGGGUCUCUCUCUCUCUCUGUCUCUUUUUGAGAGUUUAUUAAGGAGCGCUAUACAAUUACAGACAAUACCUGUUGAAGAUGAGGGUUGGAAGGAAGAGAGCAACCCAGAGAGAGAAAGCUGUUGCAAAAGCUUAAAGUUCAAAAGCAAGCUAAAAGAAAGCUCAUGAGCUAUGUUAGCCAAUAAUUCAUCUCCCUCGUUAGUUCCCACUUCUGAACCGUUUUCCUGCGCUGAGAAUGGUACUUCUACUAAUAAAAGGAAGAGAAGGCCUGCAGGAACACCAGAUCCAGAUGCAGAAGUGGUAUCCCUCUCACCCAAGACCUUGCUUGAAUCAGAUCGUUAUGUGUGUGAGAUCUGCAACCAGGGAUUCCAGAGAGACCAGAACCUUCAGAUGCACCGGCGGCGCCACAAGGUGCCGUGGAAGCUACUAAAGAGAGAAACUCCGGUGGUGAAGAAGCGAGUGUUUGUGUGCCCUGAGCCUACUUGUUUGCACCAUGACCCUUGCCAUGCUCUUGGUGAUCUCGUUGGCAUCAAGAAGCAUUUCAGGAGGAAACACAGCAAUCACAAGCAAUGGGUCUGUGAGAGAUGCUCCAAAGGCUAUGCAGUGCAGUCUGAUUACAAAGCACAUCUCAAAACUUGUGGCACCAGAGGCCACUCUUGUGAUUGUGGCCGCGUUUUCUCAAGGGUGGAGAGUUUCAUUGAGCACCAAGACGCAUGCAACAUGGGUAGGUCUACACAGCCAGAAACGCAAGCUGCAGCAACUGCAUGCUUGUCUCGAACAGCUUCAAGCCCUUCAAGCGACACCAAUUUCAGCACAGGUGGUCCUUGGCCGAUGGGCGUAAUCAUUCCAAAACACACAGUUAUUGAAACCACAUUAUCCAACAACAAUCUCUACCCCAAUCUCGAGCUUCAGCUCUCUACGACCACAACAUCCAAUCCCAUUGAUGUUAUUUCUGUAGCAUCGCCUAAAGCUAAGAGAGAGGGAAACCGCUCCACACAGUUGCAGCUAUCCAUUGGGUCAUCGGAAAUAAUAGUGAAUGAGAAGAAUGAAUCAUCACCAAACAGUGAAAAGUCAUUGGGUGAAAGUGUUAAGGAACAGGCACGUGAACAGUUGAGGAUAGCGAUGGCGGAGAAAGCCUAUGCAGAAGAGGCAAGGAAGCAAGCGAAGAAGCAGAUCGAGCUGGCUGAGCUUGAGUUCACAAACGCCAAGAGGAUCAGACAACAAGCACAAACGGAACUGGACAAAGCCUAUGGUUUGAAGGAACAUGCCAUCAAACAGAUAAAUUCAACCAUGCUUCAAAUCACAUGCCAUGCUUGUAAACAAGAAUUUCAAUCACGAACCACAACAGCUUCACCGGACGACAACUCUUUGGUUUUGAGUUACAUAACAACAGAAGGUGGCGAAGUAGAAAACCAUGUCAAAAACGCUAACUCUUAGACAUCAUCACCCCUCUAUCUCUCUUUUCUAUUCUGAUCCCUUCUUUGCUUUUGUUAUAAUUUUUUUCUCAUUAAUUAUUAUCAUUUUGUUUUUGUACCCUAAUUAAUAUCCUUUGUGAAUUUGUAUACCAUAUGAAGUGAGUGGUAUUGAUUACGUAAGUGGGAUUAAAAGCAAGGGAGGUGGUGAGAAAACG